Plasmopara halstedii is the source of this 1287-nucleotide messenger RNA. Its product is annotated as dna-directed rna polymerase i subunit rpa49. Gene Ontology annotation, biological process: transcription elongation by RNA polymerase I; nucleolar large rRNA transcription by RNA polymerase I; RNA polymerase I preinitiation complex assembly. NCBI's taxonomy places the organism in Eukaryota, Oomycota, Peronosporomycetes, Peronosporales, Peronosporaceae. The record is from RefSeq and is a predicted model, not a curated record. Gene Ontology annotation, molecular function: DNA binding. The coding region runs from base 1 to 1287 and encodes 428 amino acids. The transcript has 3 exons. Gene Ontology annotation, cellular component: RNA polymerase I complex.
AUGAGCAAGCGCGUAAAAAUUCAUCUCCAGCAUCAGGAGUCUUUCGAUAUUACAGCUCCCAUAGUCGCGACAUUUCGUAAUGGUCCUCCACCUCCUAAUGUACGAAAGGACUUGGCGUUUGAAGUGUUUGAAAAUUCCGCAAAGAAACAGCGUCUGGUGAUCGCAAGUAGUGAGAAAGUAGCGUAUCAAGGUGCCAACUUUGGCUAUCUCGGUUCUACCCAUGACUUUGCUAAUUAUGCGGUUGGUGUAUACGACCGAAAGACCAAAACUGUACGACUGAGCAAUGUACAUCAGAUAUAUGUCAUGCAGCAAGCCAUUAAAAACACAUCUGAAAACAUUGACGAUGAUCGUAAAGAGAAUUUGAGUCUCAUGGAUCAACGUCGUGAACUAGUUGAAGUCUUUGGUAGCAAAAAAAGCAAACGUCUACAAAAGAAUCGUGAAGAGAACCUUGUGAACCUUGACAACGUUAGUGGAGCAACAUCGGUAUCUCAAACAUUGCAGAAAAAGAUUGUUGCUGCAAAACUUAAGCUUGAUGAAGAACGUGCUUUGGAUGGAACUUACAGCAAAGAAGAAGCAGCUCUUGCUGUCACGCGCAACGUUCUCCUUCCACCAUGUGAUGUUGACGCUCCGACGCCAGAUCGUGUGUACGAUCUGACAAAGUUUAUGGAUAGUGAUGUGAUGGACUCACUGACGACUAUGUCUGAGGAGGUUCUUGAAGCGCUUCAGACUACAAGUGUUGCUGAAUACGCCGCGCAGCUCAAUAUGGCAACACUUCCUACGCGAUUACUACAGUCUUUACCUGUGCCAUACGAUAUCAACAAAGUCUGUCUCAUCGUCUACUUGGCGUAUCUAAUUGAUUUUGCCAGUUCUCGGUUCCCACUUCGCAAGUCAGCUGCGAAUUUUAGUGAGGAGAAAGAGAUUCCACUUGUCAUUGUACGCCAUUUUCUCAAGCUAUUUACCGAAGUGAACGAGGGUAACAAUGGGUACCCGACGUACCUGCAGUCCAAGGCCAUGAAAGACAAGCUUAGUCUACACUUAUUAGUGGUGGCGCUUACUGUAAAUGGUUUUACUUUGGAUCUUACUGAAGUUGGUAAUGAUUUAAAAAAAUCCGCCGUUCAGAUCCAAGCAUAUGCCCGACAACUUGGCUGCAUGGUUGAGAAAGUUAAAGUUGAUUCAACGGUCUAUGGCAGUACUGGAUCGUCGUCAAAGAAGCAAAUCCAACGUGCUGUUCUUUCGGUACCUCUUCGGUUCCCACUUCCAAAACGUGGCGGUCCAACUCGACGUUAA